Messenger RNA from Manihot esculenta (cassava), 1275 nucleotides. RefSeq lists its product as uncharacterized. Lineage: Eukaryota; Viridiplantae; Streptophyta; Magnoliopsida; Malpighiales; Euphorbiaceae. The transcript has a single exon. Bases 194 to 862 code for a protein of 222 amino acids. The record is from RefSeq and is a predicted model, not a curated record. Gene Ontology annotation, cellular component: plasma membrane.
GUGAUUUUUAAAAACUAUGCCAUUGGUCCCUCCCGUUAGAUUUUCAGUUAAAGUCGCCGUUAGUCUUAGUUAAAAGACUAAAAUACCCAUUAUUAAUAUCAUUCUCUUCUUCUUCUUUACACCCACAUCCCAAACUUAGAAAUGAGCACUAGCCUGAAUGGCAGCUUUAGGCGGAGGAAACUAAUCCCUCGAAAUGCCGCCACCUACACAACCAAGCACUAGCCUGAAUGGUGACCACAGACCAUUACGCCCACCGCAGAGUUCAAACACCCACCACCACCAUCCUUACUACCCAACGUCGUCGUCUUCCAAGUCAGCCUCCUUGAAAGGCUGCUGCUGCUGCUGUUGUCUCUUCCUUCUCUUCUCCUUCCUUGCUCUCCUUGUUCUCGCUAUCUUUCUUAUCAUUAUUCUCACCGUCAAGCCUAAGAAACCUGAGUUCGAUCUCCAACAAGUCGGGGUCCAGUACAUGGGCAUCCCCGCUUCUAAUCUCAAUUCACUUGACCCGACCAUCGGCACAACCACCAUGACCACUGGCGCCACCACCACUUCACUCUCUUUAACUAUCCACAUGCUAUUCACUGCCGUUAAUCCCAACAAGGUAGGGAUCAAGUACAGCGAGUCUAAAUUCACUGUCAUGUAUCAUGGGAUUCCUUUGGGGAAGGCUUCGGUUCCUGGGUUUUAUCAGCAGGCUCAUAGCGAGCGGCAGGUGGAAGCCACCAUCUCCGUUGAUCGCUAUAGCUUGAUCCAGGCCAAUGCUAUUGAUUUAAUCAGGGAUGCUUCACUGAAUGAUAGAGUGGAGCCUCGUGUUCUGGGUGAAGUUGGUGCUAAGAUCCGUGUUGUAGACUUCUCACCUGGAGUCUAGGUCAGCCAUUAGCCAUCCUUCUUCUCUUUUCUAUCUUUCAGCAUCAGCUUUUCUUUUUUACUUCUAAGAUUGGCUUUACCUUGCAUUAAAUAUCCAACAUUGCUCAUUUCUAAUUUUGGCUUAUAAUUCCUCUUCCCUAAGUUAAUUUUGGUUCUAGUUUCUGAAAAAUUGGAUGUGGGUUCUUUUCUAGGCAUGGAUUUUUGCUUGCUAACUAAAUUUUGGCUUCUGGGUUCUUCUCUACGAAUAAGACGUUUGACAUUGCUGCUCUUCUUUUGCUUCCUCUGCUGAUAAUCGGUUCACGUUAAAUACUCUGCCUGAUUCAACCCAGUUCAAACACCACCGUAAGAUUAAAAAUAAAAAGUACCUGCAAGUUAAUAAGCGGAAUAUGCAAAACUCAGAUCUUCAACACCAUA